AUGUCCGCCUUCUGCCUGGGCUUGGCCGGCCGCGCUUCAGCACCCGCCGAGCCGGACAGCGCCUGCUGCAUGGAGCUGCCCGCCGCGGUCGCGGACGCAGUCGGGAGUCCAGCCGCCACUGCCCUCGUCUCCUUCCCCGGGGGCCCCGGGGAGCUGGAACUGGCGUUAGAGGAGGAGCUGGCGCUGCUGGCGGCUGGGGAACGGCCGUCCGACCCCGGGGAGCAUUCUCAGGCCGAGGUCGGGCCUCCGGCCGAGGGGUCCGGACUGCAGCCGCCACCCCCCCAGGAUCCCGAGCUGCUGUCGGUGAUCCGGCAAAAGGAGAAGGAUCUGGUGUUGGCGGCCCGGCUGGGCAAGGCGCUGCUCGAGAGGAACCAGGACAUGAGCCGGCAGUACGAGCAGAUGCACAAGGAGCUGACAGACAAGCUGGAGUAUGCUUCUGUGUUCGGGCCUCAUGCAUGGAAUUCGAUGGCCACAUGCAACCUAGGAGAACCAU
This is a messenger RNA of Leptonychotes weddellii (Weddell seal), 493 nucleotides long. NCBI's taxonomy places the organism in Eukaryota, Metazoa, Chordata, Mammalia, Carnivora, Phocidae. The record is from RefSeq and is a predicted model, not a curated record.